Molecule: messenger RNA, 955 nt
Organism: Lacerta agilis (Sand lizard)
Lineage: Eukaryota; Metazoa; Chordata; Lepidosauria; Squamata; Lacertidae
Product: major histocompatibility complex class I-related gene protein-like
Exons: 6
Coding region: 53-955 (300 amino acids)
Biological process (GO): immune response
Cellular component (GO): external side of plasma membrane
Source: RefSeq, a predicted model, not a curated record
CUUCCACGAGUUCCGGCUUAUCUACAUAUCUGUGUCGGAGCCCGAUCAGAGAAUGCCCAAGUUCACUGCUUUGGGGUAUGCAGAUGACCAGCUCGUCACUCGCUAUGAUAGCAACACAGAGGAGGGAGUGCCUCAAGUCCCCUGGGCAAAAAAGAUGAAGGAGGAUAUUCAUGAGUACUGGGAAAGGUACACCAAGGUCUUGGAGGACAGUGAGCGGUGGUUUGAAAAUUAUCAAAGUAUCAUAAGGCAAUACUACAACCACAGCAAGGGUUUUCAUACCUGGCAGAUGAUGCUUGGCUCUGAGGUGAGUCCGUAUGGGAGCAAAGACCCGUAUUGGACGUUUGGCUAUGAUGGGAGGGACUUUCUCAACCUUGACAAGGAGACUGACACCUGGAUUGCGGCAGAUGCGGUGGCCCAGGCGAUUGAGAGGAUGUGGGAGGCCGACAGCUCCAUGAUCCCACGUUUCAAGUUCUUAGUAGAGGUGGUUUUCAUUGAAUGGCUGAAGAAAUAUGAAGCCUACGCAAAGGAGGCUCUGCUGCGAAAAGAGACCCCAGUAGUCAAGGUAACUAGGAAGCCGAACAAUGAUGGCACGGAAACUCUCAUCUGCCGGGCCUACAGCUUCUAUCCCAAGGAGAUCAACUCUACCUGGAGAAAGGAUGGGGAAGCUUCUGGGCAGGAUACAGUUCGUGGGGGCGUUCUCCCCAACUCAGAUGGAACCUACUACAACUGGCUCAGCAUUAAGAUCAACCCCAAAGACAGGAACCACUAUUGGUGCCAUGUGGAGCAUAUUGGCCUAGAGAAGCCUAUGGACGUGCCCGCAGAAGAACCUGGCUCCCACAUGGGGAUCAUUAUUGGCUGCAUCCUGGGCGGAAUCUUCUUCCUGGCGGCCAUGAGUACUGGGAUCUAUGUGUACAUCACUAAGAAACAAGGGUCUGGCAGCUCCAGUGGGGUAUGA